This is a messenger RNA of Pediculus humanus corporis (human body louse), 513 nucleotides long. RefSeq names its product translocon-associated protein subunit delta precursor, putative. The coding region runs from base 1 to 513 and encodes 170 amino acids. The transcript is spliced from 2 exons. Gene Ontology annotation, cellular component: membrane; endoplasmic reticulum; endomembrane system. NCBI's taxonomy places the organism in Eukaryota, Metazoa, Arthropoda, Insecta, Psocodea, Pediculidae. The record is from RefSeq and is a predicted model, not a curated record.
AUGGAUUUCUAUAUUGCAUUCAGUUUUUUAUUUUUAGGAAUUAUUUCCACUGUUUGUGGUCAAUCUUGCGUGAGACCUGAAGUGACUGCAACAUCUUACACGACUCAAGAUGCAACUGUUCUCACAAAUCUUGCAUUUAUCACGGAAUUUACAUUAAAAUGUGGAAAUGGGGUUAAAGGCGUACCAUUGCACGCUGAAGUCGAUGGAAAAACAUUGCCAGCUGUGAGAGUUAAUGAAGAAGAUAGAUACCAAGUCAGUUGGGUAGAUGAUCCUGCUAGAGUUAGUUCUGGAGAUUAUAAAGUAGCUCUUUAUGAUGAUGAAGGAUAUGCAUUAUUGAGAAAAGCUAUGAGAAAUGGGGAAGAUACAUCAUCUGUCACUCCUUUAGUCACAAUUUCACUUAAUUUCCCAGGUGCUUACAGAGGGCCAUGGGUAAACUCUGAAUUCAUAGCAGCUGUACUUGCAGUGUUAGUAUGGUACUUGGCAUUUUCGGCAAAAAACAAACUUUUAGCAUAG